Messenger RNA from Caenorhabditis elegans, 1133 nucleotides. The record is from the annotation of a RefSeq genome assembly. NCBI's taxonomy places the organism in Eukaryota, Metazoa, Nematoda, Chromadorea, Rhabditida, Rhabditidae.
AUGUCCAAUUCAAGCUGUGCCAAUGAAGAUAUUAUUAUAAGAUUUGAAAGUCUUAAUCAGAAAAUAUUGCAUUCCGUCUAUCUUCUGGUUAUUAUUCUUACAUUUAUCACAACAUUCUUCGCUGUUAAAAUUAUUUUUACUCGAUCAUUUUUUGAAAUAUCCACCAAAAUCCUUCUUGUCCAAAAUUUAUUCUACACCAAUUUAUAUCAAUUUUUCUACGGAAUUGAAGCAGUCCGAAUGUUAUACAAAAGCUUUUAAAUGAUUAAUGAUCCCUGCAAUUUUAUGGAAUCUGAGAUUGAAUGUGCAUUUUAUUAUAAAAUAAUUUUAAUGGGUUCAAGUGGAAUAGUUUAUGGGCAAACCGGCUUACUCAUUGAAAGACUAUGCGCUACAUUCUCGAAAAAUUAUAAAACAAAACAAAAUGCAAUUAAAUGUUCUGUUAUUUCUGUAUUAAUUUUGGUAUGUAGUUCUUCAACAGGAAGACUGAUUGUAUGGGAUGAUCCCCUUGAUAAAUAUUGUAUUGCAUGUUAUAUACCACCUAAAGAAAGUUAUCACAGAUCAAAUAAUUAUUUCAUAAUGUGUGCUGUCCUUUCAUUUAUCAAUUUUGAAAUACAACAAACGAUGCGAAUUUCAAACUCGUUUCAAAGUUGGUGCUCGUUUUCAAAAGCAAGAACUGAUAGAAUCAACAAAAGCCAUUUGUUUCUUAACGAUGUCUCAAUUCCUGGCGGUUUUUCUAAAUUCAUUUGGACUUCUCGUUUUCAUAUUUUUCAAGGAAAGUAUUUCUUAUCGGAUUUACUCUUUGUUGGUUGUUUGGCUUUAUGCGUUUCCAGUUGUAGCAUUCAUUUUUCCGGUUAUAUUAGUUCAUCGGAUUCGUAGAAGUCGGUCUAAGCGAGCUUUGAAAAUCAAAGAGAUGAAGAAUGAGAAACAGACACAGGAUGAUCAUAUGAAACAGAUGAAGAAUAUGUGGAUUUAACGAAUUGUUUAAAAAAUUUGGAUUCCACUUAAUUUUCAAUUACAAACGUAGCUGAAAAAAACCACUGUAUGACUUUAAUGGUUUCUUAGAUUGAGUUAGAUAAGAAGGAAUAGAAAAAUGUUAUAUCUCUACUAUUUCCUACUAAUAAAAGUGAUUUUGUUUU